ACGGAAAAAAAUGGUUUCUUUGUCGUGCUCGGUGUCAUCUCCACUGAUCAUAUGUAGUAGCUCAUCUCGGUCGGCCACAUUGGUGAGAACAAUUAAUCGCUGCAGUUAUAAGCAGAAGAAAAUCAUUUGUGCUUGUAUGGCGCCUCCGCAGAACCUGAGGAGUGAGGGAUCCUUUCCUUCCAAAUUCAAUGAUCCGUGUAAGCCAGAGUAUUUGAGCACAGUUCGUGACCCGGAAGAUGAUUCUGAUAUUCUAAUCGAGUGUAGAGACGUGUAUAAGUCAUUUGGUGAGAAGCAUAUACUGAGAGGUGUCAGCUUCAAGAUUAGACAUGGCGAAGCCGUUGGAAUUAUUGGGCCUUCUGGCACUGGGAAAUCUACAGUAUUGAAGAUUAUGGCAGGGCUUCUUGCUCCAGACAAGGGAGAUGUUUAUAUUCGCGGUAGAAAGAGAGCUGGUUUGAUCAGUGAUGAGGAGAUUUCUGGCCUUCGAAUUGGAUUGGUGUUUCAGAGUGCGGCACUUUUUGAUUCUCUUACUGUUCGUGAAAAUGUUGGUUUCCUUCUAUAUGAAAACUCAAGCUUGUCUGAGGAUCAAAUUUCAAAGCUUGUGACAGAAAGCCUGGCUGCAGUUGGGUUAAAGGAUGUUGAGGAUAGGUUCCCUUCUGAGUUGUCUGGUGGAAUGAAAAAACGAGUUGCGUUAGCUCGGUCCAUAAUUUGUGACACUACAAAGAGAGCAUUAGAGCCAGAGGUGCUCUUGUACGAUGAACCUACAGCUGGACUUGACCCUAUAGCAUCUACUGUCGUUGAAGAUCUCAUCCGAUCUGUUCAUGUGAAAGGUGAGGAUGCAGUUGGAAAGCCUGGGUUGAUAGCAUCAUACGUGGUUGUUACCCACCAACAUAGUACCAUUAGAAGAGCUGUAGACAGGCUAAUAUUUCUGUACGAGGGGAAAAUUGUUUGGCAAGGGAUGACCAAUGAAUUCACAACAUCAACAAAUCCAAUUGUCCAACAGUUUGCUUCUGGGAGCUUGGAUGGCCCAAUUAGAUAUUAGCUCCAUAGUGGUGUAUGAUAAGAGUGAUUGUUAUUUGUUCCUGGUCCCAUUGGAGUUUCCAGAAAAGAAUGCUUGGAAAUUGGUCAUAUGGGGCUUGUAGAUUUAGAGGCUUUGCCCUCCUUUAUCCACUCACAAGGAAGAAAUUAGAGCUGACCAACAAAAUUAUUGGUCGUUAAUAGAUAUCCAUACAUCUUUUAGGCGCAGCCUUGAUUUAGAAGAGCCUGAUUCUACAUUAUACUUUGUGGUGGCUUUGGCGGCAGCGGCUUAUACCCCUGGCGGCUGGAGUUUUUGAUAUUUAAUUUUUUGGAUCUAAAACUGUCAUUAAUCUUAAGUGUAGUGGCAGAGAUACGGAAUUUGGUGCCUGUGCACUCCGAGAAACCAAAGGAAGAUGAAUUCUGAACUACAUAAAAAAGUUGAUAUUCUUGAUCGAA
Ziziphus jujuba (common jujube) is the source of this 1470-nucleotide messenger RNA. Its product is annotated as protein TRIGALACTOSYLDIACYLGLYCEROL 3, chloroplastic. The transcript is spliced from 10 exons. The record is from RefSeq and is a predicted model, not a curated record. Gene Ontology annotation, molecular function: ATP binding; ATP hydrolysis activity. Bases 11 to 1039 code for a protein of 342 amino acids. NCBI's taxonomy places the organism in Eukaryota, Viridiplantae, Streptophyta, Magnoliopsida, Rosales, Rhamnaceae.